This is a messenger RNA of Uloborus diversus, 1959 nucleotides long. RefSeq names its product transmembrane and coiled-coil domain-containing protein 4-like. The transcript is spliced from 15 exons. NCBI's taxonomy places the organism in Eukaryota, Metazoa, Arthropoda, Arachnida, Araneae, Uloboridae. The record is from RefSeq and is a predicted model, not a curated record. The coding region runs from base 1 to 1827 and encodes 608 amino acids.
AUGCACAAUAUAGGCGCCGAUUCCGUCCGCUCUGUGUUGGGUGACGCCGGCUGCUACGCCUACUGCGCCAUCUGCGCCAAAUCCCUGCACGACCUGUUCAAGGAACCAUGGAACAGGUCCUUCUGUGAGGAGGUGGUGUCGGGGCUCAUCGAGCACGUCGGACUCCCACAACAGGUGGCGCCCUCUCUGCUGGCCAUCGUGGGCGGCCAGGACUGCCAGGAGGCCGCCCUGGUCGAGGUCCUGAGGUCUGAGCCCGCCCUGGGAGGCAGCUGCCUGCGCGUCCUGGAGGACCUGGUCCUCUUCGCCGUCAGGGGAGGUGUCUACGACGCCCGCCUGCGUGUCCUGAUCAUUCACGUGUCGUGGCUGCUGCGAGUGCCGCUCCCCCUGGUGGAGAUUUAUGAAGAAUCGGUGGUGGACAGGCUAUCGCAGGAUGUGCAUCAGAUAUCGGAGGAGGAGCAGCGGGCCAAUGCCAAGCGACAGAGGAACAAGAAGAUCAAGCGCUACCUGCUGGUGGGCGUGGCCACGCUGGGAGGAGGAGCCGUCUUGGGUCUGACUGGCGGACUGGCCGCCCCGUUCAUGGCUGCCGGGGCGGGCGCCAUCCUGGGCGGCGCCGGGGCGGCGGCGCUCGGAUCGGCGACGGGCGUUGCCGUCAUCGGAUCCCUCUUCGGAGUCGCCGGAGCCGGGCUCACAGGCUACAAGAUGCAGAAGCGCGUUGGCGGCAUCGAGGAAUUCGCCUUCGACCCCCUGACGGAGGGGCGGCACCUGCACCUGGCCCUGGCCGUCUCUGGAUGGCUGGCCGAAGAAGAGUCGUUCUCGGACCCUUGGCUGAGCCUGUUGCACUCCCGUGAGCAGUACUGCCUGCGCUACGAGUCCAGCUACCUGUUGCAGCUGGGACGGGCCAUGGACUACCUGUUCAGCUUCGCGCUCAGCUUCGCAGCGCAAGAGGCACUCAAGUACACCAUCCUCUCCGGCCUGAUCGCGGCCAUCACCUGGCCCGCCGCCUUGAUCGCCGCGGCCGGCGUCAUCGACAACCCCUGGAGCGUGUGCGUCAGACGAUCGGCGGAGGUGGGGAGACACCUGGCGGACGUCCUCAUCCAAAGGCAACAGGGCAAGCGACCGGUGACGCUGAUCGGGUUCAGCCUGGGCGCCAGGGUCGUCUACUACUGCCUGCAGGAGAUGGCCAAGCGGAAAGGUUCGGCAGGCAUCGUGGAGGACGCCGUGCUGCUGGGGGCCCCCGUGUCCGCCGCCCCCCGCCACUGGAGGGAGCUUUCCCGCGUCGUCAGCGGACGCAUCGUCAACGGAUACUGCCGGGGCGACUGGCUCCUCAACUUCCUGUACCGGACGUCUUCGGCCACCCUGAAGAUCGCCGGAUUGCAGCCGAUUGAGUGGACGGACCGCCGGAUGUGCAACGUCGAUCUCAGCAGCGUGGUGUCUGGUCACAUGGACUACUCGAACAAGAUGGACACGAUCCUGAGGGCCGUCGGGGUGAGGACGACGGACGAGGCGCGGGACGGAGAGGGACUGCGCAAGUCCCGCUCUGCAGCGCCCCCUGCUGGCGGAAACAAGCACCGGCAGAAGCCCAGGUCCAGGUCCGAGGGCGACCUGAGGAGGAGCUCCUUCGAAGUGCCGGACUGUCCGGCCCCCGGCCUCCCGAGGGACCGGUCCCAGUCCCUGGACAGUGGACUGAGCCGGUCCGGCUCACCCGGAUGGACGACGCCGGACGGGAGGCGCUCCCCCCGCCCUGCCCCACAAGGGGAGCGGAGCUCCACCGAGCUCCUGGCCCCCGGAUCUUGGGACUGGACCGCGUGGGAAGAGGAAGUCCAGUGAGAAGGUUCAUUAUCGUCCCCAUCUGUGUUUUUUUUUAAAUAAAACGCAAUUUGUGUGCAAGAGAGGAAUGUGUUUCUGCCGGUUUACCCAUUAACCCUUUCAGACCUGGUGUCCGGUAUACCGGACAACCAC